AUGGAAGCUGCAAAGAACGCGUUCAACCACGUUAUGGGCUACGACAAGGAGAGCGCACCAGAGCAUCACCAUCAUGUCCCCGGUCAUCACAAGAAUGACGAGCCGCCCACUACUAAUGAUGACACGAGUGUAUCCUCAACCGAGACCCCUUCCAAGCCCGUCUCAGCAGGCAACAGUGGCAGCAAUGACCAACAGGGCACCUCGCAGGACCUCGGCCGGGUCCAGUCCCCCAAACAAGGCCCUGACCCGGCCCUCGUCGGCGACCCGAACCCCACGGACAAGAUGACUGGCACCGCCGCCCCUGGCAGCCACAGUGCUGUUUUCGGCUUGACUCCGGACGGCAAGAGGGUCAGCGAUACUUCUCAUGGCAGUUCGGCCCCUAAACCGGCACAUAGCAGCAAGACCGCUGUGGGUGGCGGUAAGGAAGAUGCUGGACACACAGAUACUAGCUCUCGUGCUCCGGCUAGUGGAGAGAUCAGCGAGCAGAUGCAUAAGGCUGAAGCGGAUCCCGGUGCAAAGGGUUUGCAGAGGACGGACCCGGCACCCGAGCCGGCUGGAAGUGACGGGAAGCCCGGGGCAGGCGUUACGGGGAUGCAGCAGGGUAGUGGAAAGGUCGAGCUUGGGAAGUAA
Molecule: messenger RNA, 630 nt
Organism: Cladophialophora psammophila CBS 110553
Lineage: Eukaryota; Fungi; Ascomycota; Eurotiomycetes; Chaetothyriales; Herpotrichiellaceae
Exons: 3
Coding region: 1-630 (209 amino acids)
Source: RefSeq, a predicted model, not a curated record